AAGAGAAGAAGAGGAGAAUGAAAGAAGGAGAAAAGAGGAGGAGGAUGCAAAGGAGAAAUUUGAAUCUCACAAAAAAAGGAUGGAGCAAUUAAAAGGGCAACCUCGGCUUCCGAAAUUUGCUGACCCGAAACGCUACGACAUAUGGCUAAAACCAGACCUGAGCACAUGCAAAUUUGCAGGGUCUGUGGCUAUUGAGCUCAACAUCGCGGCAGAUACUUGCUUCAUUGUCCUCAAUGCUGCUGAACUCUCCAUUGAUAUCGCCUCCAUAUCUUUCACUCAUCACCUAGCUGCUACAGACGCUUCUAAUUCUAACCAGGUGUUGAAGCCUUUAUAUGUUGAUGUGGUUGAAGAGGAUGAGAUUUUGGUUUUGGACUUUUCUGACACACUUCCCAUUGGGAAUGGACUUCUCACCAUCUCUUUUAAAGGAACUUUGAAUGACAAAAUGAAGGGCUUCUAUAGAAGUACAUACGAGCACAAUGGUGAGAAGAAGAAUAUGGCAGUUACACAGUUUGAACCAGCCAAUGCAAGGCGAUGCUUUCCGUGUUGGGAUGAACCUGCUUGCAAGGCUAUGUUCAAAAUCACAUUGGAUGUGCCAUCACAACUAGUAGCUCUUUCCAACAUGCCAAUUAUUGAAGAAAAAGUGGAGGGGGAUCUGAAGACAGUUUCAUAUCAAGAAUCACCCAUCAUGUCUACAUAUUUGGUGGCAAUUGUUGUUGGUUUAUUUGAUUAUGUGGAAAAUCUUACGUCUGAUGGUAAAAAAAAAUACAAUGUUCACUGUUUCUUGUGUAUUAUGAUCCUUGUUCUUGAUAGUGUAAUCUUACAUCACUUUACAGGAGUGAAAGUUCGACUAUACUGUCAGGUUGGUAAAGUAAAUGAAGGGAAAUUUGCAUUGGAUGUUUCUGUUAGGACACUUGAAUUUUACAAAGAAUACUUUGCAGUGCCUUACUUUCUUCCUAAAUUGGAUAUGGUUGCAAUUCCUGAUUUUGCUUUUGGGGCCAUGGAGAAUUAUGGUUUGGUUACAUGCUGUGAAACAGUUUUGCUCUUUGACAAUCAGCACUCUGCAGCUGCUCAUGAGCAGAGGCUUGCGAUUGUCGUAGCUCAUCAAUUAGCACAUCAGUGGUUUGGCAAUCUUGUAACGAUGGAAUGGUGGACUCAUUUGUGGCUGAAUGAGGGAUUCACAAUAUGGGUUAGUUAUUUAGCAGUUAAUCACUUGUUCCCAGAAUGGGAAAUGUGGACUCAGUUUCUUAAUGACUGUACAGAAGUUCUUAGACUGGAUGGGCUUGCAGAGUCCCAUCCCAUUGAGGUGGAGAUAAAUCAUGCUAGAGAGAUUGAGGAAUUUCUUUUUGACACGAUAAGUAACAAAAAAGGUGCAUCUGUUAUCUGGAUGCUACAAAGCUAUCUUGGUGCUGAAUGCUUUCAGAGGUCACUUGCUUCAUAUAUAAAAAAAUUUGCUUGCUCGAAUGCAAAGACAGAAGAUUUAUGGGCUGCAUUUGAGGAGGGAUCUGGUGAGCCUGUGAACAAGCUCAUGAAUUCAUGGACAAAGCAAAAGGGGUUCCCAGUUGUCUCUGUCAAAGUCAAAGAUCAGAUAUUGGAGUUUGAGCAGUCACAAUUUUUGGCAAGUGGUUAUCUUGAAGAAGGGCAAUGGAUCGUUCCAAUAACAUUAUGCUGUGGUUUAUAUGAUGUGCACAAGAAUUUUCUACUGCAAACAAAGUCCGACACUCUUGAUAUGAAAGAGCUCCUGAGUGACGAAAGCAAUUUAGCCUCUGCUUGGGUGAAACUUAAUUUCAAUCAGACUGGUUUCUAUAGGGUUAAAUAUGAUGAGGACCUUGCAGCUAAACUCCGAUAUGCAAUAGAGAAAAAAUACUUAUCUACAAUAGACAGAUUUGGCAUCCUGGAUGAUUCUUUUGCCCUUUGUAUGGCUCGCCAGCAGUCUUUGAAUUCAUUGCUUACCUUGAUGAAUGCUUAUAGUGGGGAACUUGAAUAUACUGUGCUGUCCAAUUUAAUCAAUAUAAGUUAUAAAGUUGAAAGAAUUGCAGCUGAUGCAAGCCCUGAGUUGCUGGAAUUCGUUAAACAAUUUUUUAUUAGCCUGUUCCUGCGUUCAGCAAUGAAGCUUGGUUGGGAGCCUAAGAAAGAUGAGAGCCAUCUAGAUGCAAUGUUAAGAGGAGAGGUUUGGACUGCCCUUGCUGUGUUUGGAUAUGAUCCAGCACUAAAAGAAGGAAGUAGGCGUUUUCAUGCAUUCUUGGACGACAGAAAUACGCCACUCCUCCAUCCCGACAUAAGAAAGGCAGCAUAUGUGGCUGUCAUGCGGAGAGUCAGCAGCUCAAACAAAUUUGGUUUUGAAUCUCUUUUGAGAGUUUAUAGAGAAACUGAUUUGAGCCAGGAGAAAACACGCAUCCUAAGUUCAUUAACAUCUUCUCCAGAUCCCGACAUAAUUCUUGAAGCUCUCAACUUUUUGUUGUCUUCUGAGGUUCGUACCCAAGAUGCUGUUCUUGGACUCACUGUUAGUAGGGAAGGACGCGAAACAGCUUGGACAUGGCUGAAGGAUAACUGGGAGCAUAUUUCAAAAACCUGGGGUUCUGGAUAUCUAAUAACCCGCUUUGUCAACUCAAUUGUCUCCCCGUUUGCUUCGUUUGAGAAGGCCAAUGAAAUAGAGGAGUUUUUUGCAAACUGUACUGAGUCCAAGAUUGCUAGAAUCUUGAAGCAGAGCAUUGAGCAAGUUCACAUAAAUGCAAAUUGGGUUCAGAGUGUUCAGAAUGAAUAACAUCUUGCCAAGGCUGUGGAGGAGUUGGUACAUUGGAAGCACUAGGAGACACUUUCAUUUGGCCUUUGUUGUCAAGACUUAAGAAGAAAGCAGGUGGAUUAAAUUUCACUACUUUUAAUAAUGUAAAUUUGUCGAACAAGUGUGAUAAUAAUGAAUUAGACACACACACAUAUAUAUAUAGAUACAUAUAACGUUUGUAUCUUAAUAAUAUAUCUUCUGGAGUUGGUUCUUUAUACUUUUGAUCUCCCUUUUGUUUGUAAGGGCUUUUGCUUA
Messenger RNA from Quercus lobata, 3034 nucleotides. Its product is annotated as aminopeptidase M1-like. The transcript has 18 exons. Lineage: Eukaryota; Viridiplantae; Streptophyta; Magnoliopsida; Fagales; Fagaceae. Gene Ontology annotation, molecular function: peptide binding; metalloaminopeptidase activity; zinc ion binding. Gene Ontology annotation, cellular component: membrane; cytoplasm. The coding region runs from base 80 to 2761 and encodes 893 amino acids. Gene Ontology annotation, biological process: peptide catabolic process; proteolysis. The record is from RefSeq and is a predicted model, not a curated record.